GACGAGUGACUCACACUCACUGCAAUAUUCUUCCCAUGCUACUGUGCACACGCUGAUCACCGCAGAGGCGAGAUGAUAAAAGACCACAGCUUUUACUGCGCACACGAGAUUAAAUAGGUGGAAGGAAUUUGUAGAUAUGCGUAGGAGCAAAGGAAAAGACAGGGAGUAGGACGUCAGGGUUGGCUCCAUGUUGUGGGUGUUCAAGGGUUGCACAUUCGCUGCCUUCCCUCAGGCCUCAUCUCAUCAUCUGCGAUAGAUCUCUCUCUCUCUCUCUCUCUCUCUCUCUCUCUGGAGGACUGCUUUCCUUUUCUUCUUCCUACGGCGUUUGUCCGUCUUUUUCAAUUUUGUGUAUCGGUUAGCUUUUGGAUUUACCUCAAAAUUUUUACUAGGUUUUUGUGGCUUUGUCUUUCUCUUGACAAGCAAUUCUGUAUAGUCCUUUGCAGGUGACAUCUUGUUCUUAUCCUUUCCACUUGAAUUGCUCCCUUGUUUUUAUUUUCCUGGUUUCGAUCUCAAGGAUCUGAAAUCUUCCUCAGUAUCCAGGUUUUCCUGCACACAAAAAUCCCAGAGAUGUGUUGUUGCAUCAGGACCACCUGUUUUUUUGUGUGUAUGUUUUUGUGGGAUAUCCCUUGCAGAUGCGUGUCAGGACAUGGAGUGAUGAUGUCUCUUUUCCCAUAGCUUCGCCAUCCUCAGUGCUUUCUUUUUGCAGAUGUGCUACGCAUCUAUAGAUCUGCUCGCUUUCUUCGGACUGAUCGGUGCUGUGUCAUCAGCCCUAGCUAGCCUCUGAUCGUUUCCUCUCGUUCCAGAACAAACCAACGCACUGUACAGCAUCUUGGGAGACGAUCGAAGGGAUGCUAAUACACCAACACCAACUGGUGGAUGAGAACAUGUCGAAUCUUACCUCUGCCUCCGGGGAAGCAAGCGUCUCUUCCAACCACCAGUCUACCUUCGCCUCCCCAAACCCAAAUCCACCAAAGAAAAAGAGGAACCUGCCGGGAAAUCCAGACCCGGAUGCCGAGGUGAUAGCAUUGUCCCCCAAGACGCUGAUGGCGACCAAUAGGUUUGCGUGUGAGAUCUGCAACAAGGGAUUCCAGAGAGACCAGAACCUGCAGCUCCACCGGAGGGGCCACAACCUCCCAUGGAAGCUGAAGCAAAGAAGCAGCAAGGAGGUGAGGAAGAAGGUUUACGUAUGCCCAGAGGCGACGUGUGUGCAUCAUGACCCUUCAAGGGCACUCGGCGACCUUACUGGGAUCAAGAAGCACUUCAGCAGGAAGCAUGGGGAGAAGAAGUGGAAGUGCGACAAGUGUUCCAAGAAGUAUGCUGUUCAAUCCGACUGGAAAGCCCACUCCAAAAUCUGCGGCACCAGGGAAUACAGAUGCGAUUGUGGCACGCUAUUCUCGAGGAGGGAUAGCUUUAUCACACACAGAGCCUUUUGUGACGCAUUGGCGGAAGAAAGUGCGAGGGCUAUGGCAGCAAACCCGUUUGCCAAUCACCUAUUCUCACAACCUACAGCUUCCUGUGAGACCUCCACUGUCCAAGUCCAACCAACCAUACUCCGGAGCCAGUUCCCCCACAUGAUGAGAGCCAAUGAGGCCAACACCAGCAUCGUCAGCGGCCAUGGGAUGCAAGGGGAGCUCUCACCGGAAAGAGAACACCAGCCUCGACAGUUCGACAUGAGAUCGAAUAUCCCGCCAUGGCUAACUUGCCAGGGACCCAUAACCACCUCCCUGAACCACUUGGACCUCCCUUCUUCUUCUUCUGUCUACUCCGUAAGGUUGCAACAGGAGUACUCACGUGGGAACCCCCAAGUUCACCGGCCUCCUAUUCCUCCAGCCUUCCAAGCCUCGGCCUCGUCUCCUCACAUGUCAGCUACGGCAUUACUCCAGAAAGCAGCCGAGAUGGGUGCAACCAUGAGUAGACCUAAACACCUAGGUCUGAUGGCAGCUCACGCUACGAGUUCUGCUGUUCCGCCCAACAACAACACUGCCAGCUUUGCUUUAGGCUUGUCUUCGCACCAAGAAAUGGGUAAUUGUUCCGGCGAUGGUGAUGCUAGUGGAGGGAGGGGAGGCGGUGUAAUUGGUGGCUUUGGGCAAGAAUCGCCUCCACUCCUUCUUCAUGACAUGGUUACGCCCUCUCUCUCCUCGACUCCAGGUUUCGAUGGGCCUUUCGAGGAUGCAUUCAGGGGGAUGCUGGAAUCAAAGGGGGAAGCAAGUAAUAACAGCAUGGGGGGCUUUGCAAGAAGCCACGGAAUGGUUGAGGAAGGAGGUGGUGGCAGCGGUGGGAACGAUGGGAUGACCAGAGACUUCUUGGGACUGAAACCCUUUCCCGAAAGGGACAUACUCGACUUGACAGCGUUUGAUCCUUGCUUGGGCUCCUCCUCCUAUGAGCACCACCGACAAAGCAAGAAGCCAUGCCACGGACAGCUACUCCCGGAAAUGUAGUAUGGUAAUUCUAUAUAUUGUUCAUCCAGUCUCCGCCUUCUGUCAAUAUCUGUGGUCAAUUCUCCUAAGAUUAGAAUUGCACUGCCUCUCUUAAUUUGUUGUGUCAUAUCCAAGUUUCGACCUUUAGCUCUGUAAUAAUCUCUGUUAUGUACUCCUUUUGAAAUAAUUAGAUUUCUCCUCCAACUGAAAAAAUAA
Molecule: messenger RNA, 2633 nt
Organism: Musa acuminata subsp. malaccensis (wild Malaysian banana)
Lineage: Eukaryota; Viridiplantae; Streptophyta; Magnoliopsida; Zingiberales; Musaceae
Product: zinc finger protein GAI-ASSOCIATED FACTOR 1
Cellular component (GO): nucleus
Molecular function (GO): DNA-binding transcription factor activity
Source: RefSeq, a predicted model, not a curated record